Molecule: messenger RNA, 990 nt
Organism: Bactrocera tryoni
Lineage: Eukaryota; Metazoa; Arthropoda; Insecta; Diptera; Tephritidae
Product: mitochondrial uncoupling protein Bmcp-like
Exons: 4
Coding region: 156-962 (268 amino acids)
Biological process (GO): transmembrane transport
Source: RefSeq, a predicted model, not a curated record
AAAUUCUAAUCUAACCUAAUAGACAUAAAGAGUUUUUUAAGUAGCUCAGUGGUUAUUUAUAAAUGGGAACAAAACGCCAAUAAACACUGAGUAAAUACAUAUUAUACGCAUAACAUAUUAAUAAAUUUACUAAGGGAAACGUUACGGGAAUUGUGAUGCAAGGAGUAGGCACUGCGACGACGGAUUUUACACAGCCGCAACCACAUCAUCUGCAGCAGCAACCGCUACAAACACAAACACGACGGAAGCAGCAAGUGCCCAUGAAUAAUGUAAAUGAUUGGAGGCCAUUCGUUUACGGUGGACUAGCGUCAAUAACAGCGGAAUUUGGUACUUUUCCGAUUGACACCACGAAAACGCGCCUCCAAAUUCAAGGUCAAAAAAUUGAUCAAACAUUCUCGCAGCUAAGAUAUCGUGGCAUGACCGAUGCCUUUAUAAAAAUUUCACAAGAAGAGGGCCUUCGUGCCCUCUACUCAGGCAUCUGGCCUGCCGUGCUGCGUCAAGCUACCUACGGCACCAUCAAAUUCGGCACUUAUUAUACGCUCAAAAAAUACGCGCAUAACUACGGUUUACUUGUGGAUCAUGAAACCGGUGCCGAACGUGUGUGGGCGAAUAUUUUGUGUGCGGCGACGGCGGGUGCUGUCUCCUCGGCCAUAGCCAAUCCGACUGAUGUGUUGAAAGUGCGUAUGCAGGUGCAGGGCAAAGCGGCGCAUCAACAUGGCUUGUUAGGAUCAUUCCUGGAAAUCUACCGUUAUGAGGGUGUUCGCGGGCUAUGGCGCGGUGUUGGGCCAACAGCGCAGCGCGCUGUCGUUAUUGCCUCGGUGGAGUUGCCUGUUUAUGAUUUUUGUAAAAUGCAAUUGAUGACUGCAUUUGGCGAUCAUGUGGCGAAUCAUUUUGUCUCCAGCUUUAUAGCCAGUUUGGGCAGCGCCAUCGCCUCCACGCCAAUCGAUGUGAUAAGGGUAUAAACAAUUGUUUACAUAAUUUUUCGACACU